This is a messenger RNA of Saprolegnia parasitica CBS 223.65, 708 nucleotides long. RefSeq lists its product as hypothetical. The transcript is spliced from 2 exons. Bases 1 to 708 code for a protein of 235 amino acids. NCBI's taxonomy places the organism in Eukaryota, Oomycota, Saprolegniomycetes, Saprolegniales, Saprolegniaceae. The record is from RefSeq and is a predicted model, not a curated record.
AUGCCAUCCAAGUACAAGACGCCUGAUGCGAUCGCGCGCCGGCGCCAGCAGAGCCGCAACAACCAGCGCCGCUACCGCCAAGAGACACGGUCGUACCUUCAGUCGCUUCAAUCCGACCGGCGGUUUGCCAACGACGUGGCGCGCGUCGGCGCCUACUGGCGCCUCUUCAUGCGCGGAUACGUCGCGUCGCCCGACCAAGACUCGGUGUUGCGCGACCUCAUGGCCGACGACGUCGAGCUGCGCGAAGCGACUGGGAUCGACGCGCUCUUUGAGCAGUGGCGACAGUACGCCAGUGCGUUUACCUUUUUCCGGAAAGAGCUUCGCAGCAUCGAGGCCGUCGCGCUCGAUAGCGACGAGCACCUCGUCUGCGUCGUGGGCACGGUCUCGCUCGGCUUGAGCGACGCGGCGGUGGCGACCAUGUGGCCGCACUUGCGCAGCAGCAGCCAUCCCGACAGCCGGAUUCGCCGCCGCCUCGUGGACCAAACGCUCACGUGUCCAUGCACGCAGCUCCUGUACAUGCGUCCGAGCGGCGACGCCAGCGCCAAAGUCCGGCGCAUCGAGUUUGAAUGGGACGUCGCCGCCGGGCUCGCGACGCUGCUCAAGGACCUCGACGAUGUCCGCGACCGUCCUCCACGACCGCCACCAGUGCGAGCGGGACGUAGUACCAAGCUCGUCGUGUCCAGUCGCUACGACAAGGUAUUCCCCUAA